This is a messenger RNA of Aspergillus campestris IBT 28561, 918 nucleotides long. Its product is annotated as oxidase ustYa family protein. The coding region runs from base 13 to 843 and encodes 276 amino acids. The transcript is spliced from 4 exons. The record is from RefSeq and is a predicted model, not a curated record. Gene Ontology annotation, biological process: mycotoxin biosynthetic process. Lineage: Eukaryota; Fungi; Ascomycota; Eurotiomycetes; Eurotiales; Aspergillaceae.
GCAAGCGCAUCAAUGCCCCAAUCCAGCCGCCCCCGAGCAGCAUCCCACGAUUCUGAGGAGCCCCUGCUGCCAACCGACAAUGUCCAUGACUGCGGUUGCAACAUCCUUGUGGAGUACUACGAAAAACGGCACAAAGCGCUUCAGCGCGUACUCAUCAUCCAAUGGAUAGCUAUCGUGUUCCUCGUCUUUGGCAUAGUGCUAGUGCUUCUGUCAAGGUCGAAUGACGGGAUACACUGGAUACCCAACGAGCUAUAUUCCCCCGCCAAAGACGCAAUCCGAUAUGAGACCAAAGUCUUCAGUCAUGGCUUUGGCGGCGACAAGAGCGAGUAUAUGGGUCCUCCCACACAAGAGAAUAUAUUGGCUUGGGAUCGUCUCUACCAAGCCGGUAUCAGCAUGAUUCCCCAUGAGCAGGCAGCCCAGCUCCCCGUAAAGACCGCCGCUAUCCCAGAGGAACCGGGGUACUAUGUCGUGGGACUGGACGUUUUCCACCAGCUGCAUUGCUUGAACCACAUCCGGUUGAAGCUGUGGGCGUAUCACGAUAACAGCGCCAUUCCAACCAGCUCUGCAGCUUUCAAUGCCUCCCAGACGGGUUCGUCUCAGGAGAAAGAGAGUGGCAAUCUCGGAAUUGAGCACCUCGACCACUGCGUUGACUCCAUCCGCCAGAGUCUCAUGUGUUCGUCGGAUAUCUCGACCGUUGUGUGGGCAUGGGACGAAAGUCGCCAAAUGACGCUGCCGCUCGCGAACGUCACGCAUACGUGUCGUGAUUUCGAAGCGAUACGACAGUGGGCGGGGAUGAGACAGGCGUCGGAUUGGGAUCGGGGGGUUGAUCCAUCUCGUUUAUGAAAGGUGGGGUCUAGGUGUUGAGAGUCUCAACCGGGGGUAUAGAUUAACAUGGCAGUUCACUAGCAAGUCUACAUG